Lolium perenne is the source of this 1174-nucleotide messenger RNA. RefSeq lists its product as uncharacterized. The record is from RefSeq and is a predicted model, not a curated record. Lineage: Eukaryota; Viridiplantae; Streptophyta; Magnoliopsida; Poales; Poaceae.
ACCACUACACAUGUUGGCUUGUUGCAGGUACAGCCCACGCACACUCUCCAGUAGCCACUCCACUCCACUUGACCAUCGAGUCUUGGCAAGCGCGGCGCCGCGAGCGAGCCGAAGGCGCGGAGGCCGUGAUGUUCACCGACGGCAUGUCGAAGCUGACCGUGGGGGUGAGCAUCAUGGUGGCGCUCAGUCUGGCCGUCUUCCUCACCAUCGUCAUCCUCCUCCUGGCCGACCUCUUCUGCUCCCACCUCCGACGCCGCCGCCUCCGCGCGGACGCCGAGAUGGCGCCGCACAAGAGGCCGAAGCUUGGCGUCCCGGCGUCGUCCCCGCCGCACACCGCCGACGACGCGUCGGUGGCCACCACCACCACGACGGCGACGCACGAGGCGCUCUCCAGCACCCCGCCCUUCUACUACGCGCACGGCGUCAUGUGCGCGCCCACCCGCAAGGACCUCCUCCUCGCCAUCCCCAAGCUCGAGGCCGCCGUGUGGAAGUGGUCUCCCGCGCGCCGCUCCUCGCCGUCGCCGUCGCCGCCGCGGUCCGAGCCCACCGCCCGCGAGUCCUCCUCCUCCGCGUACAGCGACGGCUUCCUGCGCAUCUCCAACCCCGUGUACGAGCGGCGCACCACUGCCGCCCCUGGCGGGUACGAAGAAGACACGCCGUUCGACACGCCGGACGCCUCGCCGUCGCCGGGCGGGAUUACCGAGGAGGGUGAAGGGGCGUUCUCGCCGCCGCUGUCCAUGAUGAGGAAGCUGCCGCCGCUGGGAGUGCUGGCGUGCCCUCCGCCGAUGGCGGCGGGCUUCUACGAUGGCCGGCCGCCGGUGACGCUAUGGCCCGGUACGGUCGCCACCGACGCCAACCGGGCCUCCUCGUCGUCGUCCAACUUCACCACGCGAUUCUUCUCCUCGUAGCCGUCGGAGUAACGAACAUCUUCUGUAUGCAACAGAGUGUUGUGAUUGCUAGCUAGGAGUAGAACCUGAUUUGAUACAAUACUUUGUCAUGGUUCAUCAUCUCUACAUCUUCUGCCCUGUUCGGUUUUUGCUAGAUGUUCCAGAUUAUUUCUCAGCGCCAGGAAGCACAUGCGUUCUUCUGCUCGGAUUAAUUUCUGAAUCAGAGUAGUGCUCGUACCAUUCCCUGGAAUACUAGCUCCAGCGAAGAUUAAAGUCUUGCAUUGUUC